Molecule: messenger RNA, 465 nt
Organism: Metarhizium acridum CQMa 102
Lineage: Eukaryota; Fungi; Ascomycota; Sordariomycetes; Hypocreales; Clavicipitaceae
Gene: RPC19
Product: RNA polymerase subunit AC19
Biological process (GO): DNA-templated transcription
Cellular component (GO): RNA polymerase I complex; RNA polymerase III complex
Molecular function (GO): protein dimerization activity; DNA binding
Source: RefSeq, a predicted model, not a curated record
AUGCCUGGCCGUAUAAAGAAAACACAAGACUCGUCGCAAGACGCCAACAUGGAUGAUGUUCCGCCUUCCGCACAGGCGGCUACCGUUGAAGAUGCCGAAAUGGGAGACGCCCUAGAGGGAGAGGAGGAGGUGGAGGAGGAGGAGGAGAUUGAACCACAACGAGUCAAGAUUCUGCCCGGUUCUACAGAUACAGCUGCCUCGUUUGAGUUUACGGACGAGGGACAUACCCUCGGGAACGCGUUGCGGUAUAUCAUCAUGAAAAAUCCUGAUGUUGAGUUUUGCGCUUAUGCUAUUCCUCACCCGUCUGAGCCAAAGAUGAACAUUAGGAUUCAGACCUACUCGGGCACGGCCGUAGAUGCUUUGAAGAAAGGCUUGGCGGACCUGCAGGAUGUGUGUGAUGUGGUUUCCGAUGAGUUCUGGACCAAGAGACAAGCAUUCAAUGCGGAGAAUGGCAUUGAGCGUUGA